Hypomesus transpacificus is the source of this 5320-nucleotide messenger RNA. Its product is annotated as progesterone receptor-like. Lineage: Eukaryota; Metazoa; Chordata; Actinopteri; Osmeriformes; Osmeridae. The coding region runs from base 142 to 2205 and encodes 687 amino acids. The record is from RefSeq and is a predicted model, not a curated record. Gene Ontology annotation, molecular function: DNA-binding transcription factor activity; zinc ion binding; sequence-specific DNA binding. The transcript has 9 exons. Gene Ontology annotation, biological process: regulation of DNA-templated transcription; male gonad development.
UUCAGCUCCUCCCUGUUCAAAUCUAUUAACGCGAGGGAACGGGUCGUAGACAACCUAUCUAGUUACAACGCCAAAGUAAGUUGAUCGUAUGACAUAAGAGUUUAAGUUUCCUCUGGUGAUCCACGUGACUGGCAGUGAAACAUGUUUUCAUGUCCAAAGAGCGCUCUUGGACUUGACUCAACUUCAAACAGCUCGGCGGUCAUUUCAGAUCUGGCCGACACCAGUCGAGUGGCCCAGACAGCCUCGGAGAUGUGUGACGCGGUGUCCCUGUCUUUAGGUUUGGGUUCGGAGCAAGACAGAAAUCAUCAACGACACGGAUCCACUCCGCCCUCGGAAGUAGGCUCAAUGAGUCACGGAAACAGUUUCUUCGGUAUGUCACUGUCAGAGUUCGGAGGCAAAGCAAAAAUGACAUUAGAACUAACUAGCCAACCGCCGUUCGAUUAUUUUGGGACAUUGAUUGAGGAAUGUCGGGACUUGGAACAAUUAAGUUGCGUGGAUCGCCUUAAAUUCAAUGCAAGGGAUAGCAACCGUAAAAUGACGUACGGCCGAGAGCAGUCCCGAAAUGUCUGUGAGGAGUCGUAUGUGCAAAUGAACGCCUUGGUUGAUAAAUCAACGGCCCCCUUUCAACCGGACGGACUGGUGGCUUACAAACCUUCAAACUACAGAAACUCCACAAACCCGUUACUUUGCGACAAUACAUUGUGCUUUAAUGAUCUACGAAAUAGCAGCCAGAUCAUCGAACCAGGGCCAGAAGGAUCCAAUGGACCCUGGUACGCUGCAUUUUGUGAUUACAUCCAGAGUUCGUCUCUAGGAUCUCUUAGACACUGUAAGCCUGUCUCAGACGCUGACUGCAGCGGAAUUACUGAGGCGUGCGGGACAGCGGACGCUGAUUAUGAGCAUAUGGAAAGUUCUAGUGCAAUGAUGCAUCCCCGGAGCAUGUAUACAAAAGCGUGUUCUAUCAAGACCGAGCAGCAAGCUUGGGUGGACGUAACAAAUUCCAAUCUAAGGUUUGAGGGUGUGUUUCCUGAUAUGAGGGUGUUCCUCUCUGAGAAGAGGGUGUGCCAGGUGUGUGGUGAUGUUGCCUCGGGCUGUCACUAUGGCGCCGUUACCUGUGGCAGCUGCAAGGUGUUCUUCAAGAGAGCCGCUGAGGGUAAGCAGAAUCACCUGUGUGCCAGCCGCAACGACUGCACCAUCGACAAGCUGAGGCGGAAGAAUUGCGCUUCCUGUCGGCUGAGGAGGUGCUUCCUGUCUGGGAUGAGUCUCAAAGGCCAGAGGCUAAAAGGCCUUAGCCAACCGAGGAUUAAACUGGAGGGGGAGCAGAGUGCUGGAGAGGAGAGGAGGAAAAGGAAAAAGGCCGGAGAGCAGGAUGGAGUCCCUGACUCUAAUGCUACAGCUACCCAGGCUCAAUCGUCCAUUUCCGUCCCUGGACCCUUGCCCAACAUGCAGUGCCACCUGCCUCUACUGAGCGUGCUCCUGACCAUCGAGCCAGACAUGAUCCACGCGGGUCAUGACCCCGCCCAGCCGGAUUGCCCCUCCUCCCUCCUGAGCAGCCUUAACGAGUUGGGAGAAAGACAAUUGGUCUCUGUUGUACGCUGGGCCAAAGCUAUACCAGGUUUCCGUGACCUGCAUGUGGAGGACCAGAUGUGUGUCAUCCAGUCCUCCUGGAUGGGCGUGAUGGUGUUGGGCCUGAGCUGGCGCUCCUACACACAGACUGACGCCUCCAUGCUCUACUUUGCACCCGAUCUGGUCUUCAACGACCAGAGGAUGCGUGCGUCCAGCAUGUAUGACCACUGUGUGCAGAUGUGCCUGCUGUCCCAGAUGUUUGGCGUGUUGAGGGUGACCAAGGAGGAGUUCCUGUGCAUGAAGGCCCUGCUCCUCUUCAGCAUCAUCCCAGUCGAGGGUUUGAAGAACCAGCAUGGCUUUGACCAGCUUCGGACCUCCUACAUCCAAGAACUGGAGCGUCUGACCAGCCAGAGAGGAGAGACCACACGCACCCAGAGACUGUUCCAUCUCACCCAGUUACUGGACUACAUGCAGCCGAUUGUGAGGAAGCUCCACCAGUUCACCUAUGACCUCUACAUCCAGGUCCAGUCUCAGCCCACGCGGGUCAACUUCCCUGAGAUGAUCUCCGAGCUGGUCAGCGUGCAUGUGCCAAAGGUCCUCACAGGCCUGGUGAAGCCCAUCCUCUUCCACAAAGCACUAUAACUAUGUACCGGAGGUGGUCAGAGACCUUGGACCCUGAGAGAGUCCUCUUGGUCUCACGAUACAUAUGAAGGCUUUGUGAGUUAGGUUUUUCAAUCUAAUCAUCCGAUUCCAGAUAGGUACCUGAGGCAGGUGUAGAGCUGAAUGAGGGGUACCUGAUUCACUGGCACAUGGGAUUCCCUGACAUUGAAUCUGAGUCCACAAGCUGAGGUAACCGAGUUGGUUAAACCCCCCCCCCCCCCUCAGCAGAAAUCCAGCGUGAUUGAAAAGCUUGCUUUUUCCACGCUGUAGCUGGCCAGAGCAGUGUAUUUAGGGGUGGUGGUCACAUUAGUCAGAGGCCCCAAGUUUGAACGGUAGAAUGUUCAGAUCAGGAGGAGGCGAUGCCAAUGAGCAGCGACACCGUUGACACUGGCAUGGAGUGGAGGAUUCUUUUCCCCCCGGUUGGAAUCAUUGAACUUGGGUCAUCGUCUUCGAUCCAUCAGACUCACGCCCUCUAAGGGGGGGAGGGGUCACAAUAGUUGGAGAGGAAGACUUGAGGAAGACGCUGGAAUUCAAAGCUGUCUUCCUGUAGAUUUGGUUUUGAACUUUGAACUUUGGCUUUUAACGUUCCCUUUGAUAUGCUUUUGUUUCUUCCUUUAGGGGACCUCGUUUUGGGAGUGUUUUAGUAUUUUAUGAUAUCUGUUCUUACAGCUUUCACACAGUUGUGCACGGAGGAGACCAAAUGUGUUUGCAUCCUCUCUUGUCUUCUAAAGACAUCCCAUUUGGUCUCUUCCAACCACUGAAUUCAAACCUGUGAUGGUCCAUUUUGGAGUAAAUAACAAAAAGCUAAAUCAGUAACUUUUGAGUUUUGUUUAUUUUAUAAGCUCCCAUGCACACCACAAGUAUUUAGGUUUAUGUCAUGGCAACUGCCUUUAUAAUUGGCUACACCAAAGAUAUAUUUUGUAUUGGUUUGUUUCAUUCUUAUUAUGAAUGGGUUAUUUGACUAUUUAGAUAUAAAUGUAUUAGUGUGCAUUUAAAAUGACUGGUUUUCCUCGUACGCGUCUUUUACAUGCUCGGAUAAAAUUACAUUAAGCUUGUAGGAUUUAUAUGGUAGUGGCUUUUGCACUAGGACAAAAGUGAGUGAAUUUCAGCAGAAAUGGACAUGCUCGGGCAUGUCAGAGUAGCCUCUGGGGUCAGUUUUUUUUACUUUGAUUGUGGUUAACUCCAUAGCCUUAAUAUUGAUUGAACAGCUGUUCAGUGCUUGCAUUGAGAUUUGUGCGGUGAUCAAGCAAAGAAAUUAUUCUCAAUUAUGUCCAAGAUAUGGCAUUGACUGUUUUGUACUCUAGAAUUAUGGUAUAUGCACGUUUUCAGAGUUGGAGAUAUUCUCAACAUGUUUUUUCCCUGCAUUAUCUUAAGCAGUCCUCCAGUCGUGGAAGAGCAAUCCCAAUUCCCCGGUCUUCCACGAGUUUCAGCCAAUUGGUCAGUUUUAAGUGUCACCUUGACGACAGGAGCUCCUAUAGUACAACAAUACUGACUGUUUUUCUGUAAACACUUGUGCGCAAUUCCAACCAAUCUUUUUUAUGAUUCUUUUUUCUACUUUAUAAAAAAGAAAAGAAAAUUAUCUCUAUCAAUCCCAUAUACAGUUGACUUGUAGCCUUCGUAGUAACAACUGUUUAUAGUUUGUCAGUUUUCAUCACCAACUGCAUGGAGCUGAAUGUAUAAACCUUGAUAUACCAGAGCAUGACUUGUUUAUUUCAAGUACAUCCAGCUGUGGCCCUACAAACAAUGCCUUCUCCGCACCACGGCCGUUCUCAUAGGCUGCUGAGUGAAGAAGGUAGAGCAUGGCCGUUCUCAUAGGCUGCUGAGUGAAGAAGGUACAGCAUAGCCGUUCUCAUAGGCUGCUGAGUGAAGAAGGUAUAGCAUGACUGUUUCUCAUAGGCUGCUGAGUCAAAGAGGUAAACAGCUACUGAGUCCAAAGCCCGCCCCCUCCAAAACACGCCCACAUGUACAUGACACCACAGAAGGCAGUAGACCCUAGCAGAUCAAAAAUAAAUUGAAAAUGUUGUGAAAGUUAGCCAUUUUUGCAACUGGGUUAGGGCUAGAUAACGUCAAGUUAUCAAACUCACAAACACCAUUUUGAAGUUCAACUUCCUUCACAUUUGUGCCGGGGCUAUAGCUGGAGCCUCCUCGUUUAUAUCUAUUUUGUUCAAGCUGGUAAUAUUAGAAAAUACGUUAAAAAAAUGAAAGACAGCGCCCCCUAUGACACUGUCUGAGCUUCUGUGCUCUCCCCCAUCUUACAGUUAGAUAAACAGUGUUCUCAUGAAAUAAGCCAUGGAGGUAUGGAUGCAUCGCUGAGCUAACUCUCAGGGGGCCUCAUUAACUUACACAACAUGUUUUGAAGAGACAACACUUUUUUUUUUUUUACUGACAAUCUUACCUACCUUACCUUUAAGUAUGCUCCGAGCACACAUUUAGAGAGGGCUAUAUUAGUUUUUCUCUUGUUUAUCUUCAUCUGGUUGUGUUGAAGCUUUGCUUGUGAGUAACACUUUAAAUACUACAAUUACAGUUCUUAUACACAAUGUAUUAUAAACAUAUUUUGUAUGUUCUUUGGAACUUAAUGUUGGCUGUAUGUGUGUUGUUGUAAGUGUAAAGAAUGAGAGAAGGAAAGUGUAACUUCUCUUCCCUGACAACCGUGAACUUGAACAACAUCCAAACAUACUCUUAGUCCAACACUAUUCUUCUGCCUUACACCAUUACUGCCAAUUACUGGAUGCUAUAUUUACAAGGUUUGCAAUGAAUGGUAAAUACCACAUAUUUCUUCAAUAUAUACAUCUGGCAGUAGCCAAACAGCAUAUAAUAAAAACAAAGUUAGAGAGCGCUUUUCCCAGUUCAUCUCACUCCAUCUGUUCGUAUGGAGAAGCCCUGGAGAAGCUUUGCUUGUGAGUAACAUAUUAGAUAAUACAAUGACAUAAUAUAUAAACACAUUGUAUCAUGAUAAUCUUUUAGUCUUUGAUGUAGUAUCUGCCAUAUUGCAUAACAAACAUCUUAUGUUAUCUUUGUUUCUGUAUUAACCACAAAAUCUGUUUUAACCAUAAAUCCUGUCCUCUGUCCUUCAUGCAUCAGAGAGACUUUGCUACUA